AUGCCUGUGGGAGCAUGGGACAGUCAUAUGCAUGUAACUUCUCCCGACUAUCCCCUAGCAAAAUCAGCUGCAUAUAAGCCAUCUCUACAUAGUCUGGACCACGCCAUGGCUUUCGAAAAGACGAUUGGUAUUGACAACAUCGUGCUCGUCCAACCCUCUAUCUAUGGUAACGACAACUCUUGCCUCUUAGACGCUCUAAAGGAAAUCGGACCAACUCGUGGUCGAGGCGUGGUGUCGUUUGAUCCAGACGAUAUUGCCAGCGAUACAUUGCAACAAUGGCACAGACUAGGUGUCCGAGGCGUCAGGCUGAACUUCAAAUCCACAAACGAGCCAUUCGAUCCCGAUGCCGUCAAGCAGACCUUACGAAAGUAUGCAGCGGUCGUGAAGCCCCUCGACUGGGUCAUUGAGCUGUUCAUCGAUCUUGAGCAACUUCGCUUCAUAACCGACAUUAUACCUGAACUCGGAGUCAAGUUUUGCGUUGCUCAUUUCGGCGCUCCAGACAUGAAACGCUGGACCUCAUAUCCUUCAGAUGCGUCCAACGUGCCAGGCAUGCAACAUUUGACCACGCUUUUGUCACAAGCUGACAACCUUUGGGUCAAAAUCUCUGCUCAUUAUCGCUAUGACCUUUCCAUUGAUAAAAUGGCCGGAAGUGAAGCCAUAGCAAAGUUGUUGUUAGACACUGCGAAAGACAAGAUGGUUUUUGCAUCAGAUUGGCCACACACACGUUUCGAGGGCUUAGACGUGAAGCCCUUCGUUUCCAAGUGCCUGGACUGGUCAGAAGAAUUCGAUGCGAAGGACUUGGUGUUUCGAGACAAUGCGAAACGCCUGUGGGACUGCGCUUAG
This is a messenger RNA of Aureobasidium musti, 843 nucleotides long. The record is from the annotation of a GenBank genome assembly. NCBI's taxonomy places the organism in Eukaryota, Fungi, Ascomycota, Dothideomycetes, Dothideales, Saccotheciaceae.